Molecule: messenger RNA, 2695 nt
Organism: Sipha flava (yellow sugarcane aphid)
Lineage: Eukaryota; Metazoa; Arthropoda; Insecta; Hemiptera; Aphididae
Product: MAP kinase-interacting serine/threonine-protein kinase 1-like
Exons: 5
Coding region: 1126-2469 (447 amino acids)
Biological process (GO): intracellular signal transduction; protein autophosphorylation; peptidyl-serine phosphorylation
Cellular component (GO): nucleus; cytoplasm
Molecular function (GO): ATP binding; calcium-dependent protein serine/threonine kinase activity; calcium/calmodulin-dependent protein kinase activity
Source: RefSeq, a predicted model, not a curated record
GUGGAAAAAAAAACAUCAUCAACGCAACUCCGGCGUUUCCGUAGGCGUGCGCGGUCGGUGUGCACGUCGCCCAAAGGCGACCGUGCAGCUCGCGGCUACGGCGGACGGGCGGGGUGCGGCGUGACGAACGUAUAAAACGAAACGAUACGUGCGGCCGCGCCGGUAGAGUGUCGUGGUCGUGCGCUGGUUCCGACGAUCGUGCAGCCGGCGGUGAGGUAGAUAGCGCGCCCGCAACGGAGUAGCGAGUGAGAGGAGAGAGCGAGAGAGGGAGGGAGUGGGACGACCGACAAGCCGGUCUCUCCGCGUAUUCACCGUCUCGCCAGUCAGUCGAGAGUUGCGUCCGCGAACGUUACGCUGUUGCCCAAGUGCUUGUGGUGUGCUUGUACGUUUAUGUUCGCGCGCGGUGCCCUAGCGUUCCCGUCGCGGCCAUACAUCGUAUACGGUGGUGUGAAGCAACCGGAGUAGUAGAGUAGAACUGGUGAAGGCAUCGGCGACGACGACGACGACAUCAACAACAACCAAACGGCUAACUGCAACAACCGCAACGACAACAAAAACAUUGUUCCCCGUCCGUCUGACAAAAUCCGUCGUCGUAAACGUAUCGACGACCGCAUAAUACACACAUACGCACGUACGAUCGGACGACGAGGAGGAUCUGUGUAACAACGCUCCCUGUAUUGUCGAGUUAUUAACGAUAUCUUUUGAUAUCAUUCGAGAAGAGUACGCAGCACGUCGUCGCCGAGACGUUCGGGGUUUUUUUUUUUUUUUUCGUUUUUCGAUAUUUCCGUGUGGAUAUCGAGGAAAAACCCGCCAAUAAGUCUGCAUUAAAAUAGUAAAUAAUUUUUAUAGUCAAAUCGUACGAACGGAUAGAAGUGUAAUAUACCAUAUUUUAAUAUUACAAUACAUUCGUCGGCGGAUAUUUAAGUGCUGUGAUAUUGUUUUUUUUUUUUUUUUAAUUUAAUUAAAUAUUUAUUCGUUAUUAAAUUAUUACGCGAGACCAACGUCGUUAACAUAAAAUCGUUCACUCUUCCAUACGUACACAAACACACAAUCGCAUCGUAUUACUCAUUUGCAAAAGUAUUAUCUAUUGAUCUACUAGUGAACGUUAGUUAGAACAACGUCAACAUGGUCGAGAGUAUCAUCGAAGAAACCCCUGGGCAGACUGAGAGCACUCAGAAUGACCCCAUUGAAAAGAAGUCUGAAUCCCUAUCCCUGAGAAAAGAAGAAGCCCGUAUUAAGCGCAAGAAGAAGAAGAUUACCAAUAGUCUCGUGACAUCGUGUUUCCAAGAUGCAUAUAAAUUAACUGGUGAAGUGUUGGGUCAAGGUGCAUAUGCUUCUGUUCAGACGUGUGUAAGCGUGUUAACCGGCUUAGAAUUUGCUGUCAAAGUGAUUGAUAAAAUAGCGGAACAUGCUCGUGCACGUGUUUUCCGAGAAGUUGAAACAUUUUAUCAUUGCCAGGGUCACCCAAAUAUCAUUCAAAUGCUUGAAUUUUUUGAGGCUGAUGACAAAUUUUACAUGGUUUUUGAAAAGGUUGUGGGUGGACAACUGCUUGAUAGAAUUCAACAACGGAAGCGAUUUACUGAACGUGAAGCUAGUCUUAUUAUUAAAGAUUUAGCUAGUGCACUCAACUUUUUGCAUCAAAAAGGCAUUGCUCAUCGUGAUUUGAAACCAGAAAAUAUCCUAUGUGUAGAUCCUAUAGAAUUAACUCCUGUUAAGUUAUGUGAUUUUGAUCUUGGUUCUGGUAUCAAGUUAAAUCCUGUUGAUGGCAGUGCAACGCCACAACUAUUAACUCCUGUAGGAAGUGCUGAUUUUAUGGCUCCAGAAGUUGUGGAUGCAUUUGUUGGAAGUCCAGAUUCUAAUUACCAUUAUUAUGAUAAGCGUUGUGAUUUGUGGUCACUUGGAGUGGUGGCAUACAUACUUUUGUGUGGAUAUCCACCAUUUUAUGGGAACUGUGGCUCUAAUUGUGGAUGGGAAUCUGGAAAUGCUUGUCCGGAAUGUCAAGGUUUGCUUUUCAUUAGCAUUCACGAGGGCCGUUAUGAAUUUCCGGAUCGUGAAUGGGCAGAUAUUUCAGAUGAAGCCAAAGAUUUGAUCAGCAAAUUGCUUGUUAAAGAAGCUAGUGCUCGUCCAAGUGCUGCUGAGGUCUUAAAGCAUCCAUGGGUGAAUAGAUUACAACAAGAAAAACCAAAAGAACGUGAACUUAGUACACCAGUUGUGAUCAGACGCAACAACAGUGCACGUGCUCUUUCUACAUUUGCUGAGUCUGCUAUGUCAGCUAAUCGAGUAUUUCUGCAGCAUUUCAGUUUGUUUUCAUCAACCGAUGUACCUCUUGCAGCUGCCAAGAGACUUUCGCCACCAUCUCAUUCCAUGAUUGUACAGCGUAGGUCACUUGGUAAACCACAAUGUUCUAAUGAAACAACUGGUAAUCGAGCUCCCGCGCAAUUACCGAUCAUUGCUUCUCCUAGCGGCUAAGGUUGAAUGGCUUACCAUCAUUACCUCCAUUUUUUUAUACUGAUUCAAUUUGUUAGCAAACAAACAAUGAAAAAUUAUAUAUACAAUAUUUAAAUUGACAAUUUUUUUUUUUUUUAACUUAAUAGUCUUGUAUGUUUUUUUUUCUAUUAAGACUCCAAAUUAUGCAAUAAGUAUUAUAAGAUAAUAACUUUUUAGUUAUAUUAUAAUAUGAUACUACAGACUUAUU